Molecule: messenger RNA, 1004 nt
Organism: Odobenus rosmarus divergens (Pacific walrus)
Lineage: Eukaryota; Metazoa; Chordata; Mammalia; Carnivora; Odobenidae
Gene: PAGR1
Product: PAXIP1 associated glutamate-rich protein 1
Exons: 3
Coding region: 21-785 (254 amino acids)
Source: RefSeq, a predicted model, not a curated record
GGCCCCUCCCCUAGUAGCCUAUGUCCCUUGUUCGUGGUCAUGGAGACAUUUCGGCCACCACGGCGGCGCCUCUUUCUGAAGAAGGGGAAGUGACCUCUGGCCUCCAAGCUCUGGCCGUGGAGGAUACUGGAGGCUCCUCUGCUUCGGCCAAUAAAGCCGAGGAAGAGGGGGAAGGAGGCCGGGAGGAGACCGAGCAUGAGGGGUCCGGGGCCGAGGAGGUGCAGGGAGAAGCCCCUAGCGCUGAAGGGGAAGAGCAUGCCAAGGGAGACUCCGAAGACUGGUGCGUGCCCUGCAGCGAUGAGGAGAUGGAGCUCCCCUCGGAUGGGCAGGCCUGGAUGCCUCCCCCCUCGGAAAUCCAGCGGCUCUAUGAACUACUGGCUGCCCACGGUACCCUGGAGCUUCAGGCUGAGAUCCUGCCCCGCCGGCCACCCACGCCUGAGGCCCAGAGUGAAGAGGAGAGAUCCGAUGAGGAGCCUGAGGCCAAAGAGGAGGAAGAGGAAAAACCGCACAUGCCUACAGAAUUUGAUUUUGACGAUGAGCCAAUGACACCAAAGGACUCCCUGAUUGACCGGAGACGCACCCCAGGAAGCUCUGCCCGGAGCCAGAAACGGGAGGCCCGCCUCGACAAGGUUCUCUCCGACAUGAAGCGACACAAGAAGCUGGAGGAGCAGAUCCUUCGUACUGGCAGGGACCUCUUCAGCCUAGACUCAGAGGACCCCAGCCCCACCAGCCCCCCGCUCCGGUCCUCAGGGAGCACUCUCUUCCCCCGGCAGCGGAAAUACUGAGCACUGCUGCUGCCUUUAGGGUGCAGAGCAUAUACCUUCUGGGCCCCGCUUCCCAAGCCCAGGGCGCUGGGACACUGGGCAAGAGCACAGAGACUCCCAAGCUCCCAACACUGCCCCUUGCCAGAAAGAGAAAGUGUGUGUGCCUAUGUAUGCUUUCUGUUGAACAUCUUUUUGGAGACCUGGGCUGAAUUCUCUGAAUCUAAAAUAAAAAAAUGCCAA